AUGGCGAACAGAUUAAAAUUAAUUCUGCCGGAUAUUAUUUGUGAGGCCCAAAGUGCUUUUGUACCUGGUCUUCUGAUCACAGACAAUGCACUUGUGGCGUUUGAAUGCUUCCAUUUUAUGAAGAAGAAGAUCAGUGGCCGUAAUGGCGUUUUGGCUCUGAAGCUUGACAUGUCCAAAGCUUAUGACAGAGUAAAGUGGCCUUUUUUGGCGAGUGUUGUGUUGAAAAUGGGUUUCCCUCAAAAUUGGGUGGAUCUCAUAAUGAGCUGUGUAACAACAGUGAGCUUUUCAAUUAUGCUGAAUGGUGUUCCUCAGAACCCUUUUUCACCGGGACGAGGAUUGAGAUACGAUAGCGUCAUUUUUGCGAGAGCAACAGUAGAUGAAGUGGAAUGUGUGAAAGAGAUUCUUUCAACGUAUGAACGGGCCUCAGGACAAGUCAUUAACCUUGACAAGUCUACGCUCACGUGUAGCCGAAAUGUUCCAGAUGAUUGUUUUAAUCACCUUAAAGGGUUGAUGCAUGUAAAGGUUGUUGAGUGUUUUGACAAAUAUCUUGGGUUACCAACCAUUAUUGGGAUGUCCAAAACCCAGAUAUUUAAUUUUGUCAAGGAUCGGGUUUGGAAAAAGCUCUUUCUCGAGCUGGAAGGGAGGUUUUGGUCAAGGCGGUUGCUCAAGCUAUCCCGUCCUAUGUCAUGUCUUGUUUUCUCCUUCCGGAUGGGUUAUGCUCUCAGAUUGAAUCCAUGA
Messenger RNA from Lotus japonicus, 738 nucleotides. RefSeq lists its product as uncharacterized. NCBI's taxonomy places the organism in Eukaryota, Viridiplantae, Streptophyta, Magnoliopsida, Fabales, Fabaceae. The record is from RefSeq and is a predicted model, not a curated record. The coding region runs from base 1 to 738 and encodes 245 amino acids. The transcript is spliced from 2 exons.